CGGAAAGUCAUGUACUGCGGCCUCUUCCAUAAAUACAGUCCUGCUAAUCCCGGGUGCUCAGAUCCUGGACUACAGUCAGAAGAAAUCUGGGACGUCUAAAGAGAAUAGUCUUGGAGGUGCACUGUAAGUAGAGGCCUACGAGUUUUGCAUCUGUACGGUAAUAUCCAGCAUGCUGUUAAUCUAUCACAUGCUGGUCGGAGCCUUUCUUCAGUUCUUCAUCCUUUCAGGGAACUGGGUUUCAUCUGAGAACAUCAACUUUUAUAACGUGAGACCUCCACUAGAUCCUACUCCCUUUCCAAACAGUUUUAAGUGCUUUACCUGUGAUAAUGCAGUGGACAAUUACAACUGUAACAGAUGGGCUGAAGAUAGAUGGUGUCCUGAAGGUACUCGGUACUGUUUGACCAUUCAUCUCUUCACAGACCAUGGGAAGAGUAUAUCAGUCACCAAAAAAUGUGCUACUGGAGAUGAAUGCCAUUUUGUAGGCUGUCACCAUCACGAGGAAAGUAGUCACAGAGAAUGCGUUUCUUGCUGUGAAGGUAUGAUUUGCAAUGUAGAAAUACCAACCAAUCGCACAAAUGCAGUGUUUGCUGUAUUGCAUGCACGGAGAACGUCAGAUGGCAGCAGGCGGACAGUCAACACUGCAUUGCUUGCAUCAGUCAUGAUGGUUAUGUUGUCCUGAUGCAGCAUCCUCCCAUUACAUCUACUUGAGAGGGUUCGCCCUUCUGUGGGCUUGUAAGAAGCUAUAAGAAGAUUGCUUCAGAUGUGCAAGGUGAAAUCACUGCUACUUCUCAAAUUACGUAAGAAUUUAAGAAAACAGUGGGAAGACAAGUACACAUCAUGAAGUCCCUGGAUAUGUUAAUGAAAAUAACUUCAAACGGCCUGCAAUAUUUAAAAGAAACCACUA
This is a messenger RNA of Struthio camelus australis, 904 nucleotides long. The record is from RefSeq and is a predicted model, not a curated record. NCBI's taxonomy places the organism in Eukaryota, Metazoa, Chordata, Aves, Struthioniformes, Struthionidae.